CACCAUCAUCCUAGCACAUCCGAGCCACCUUAUCCUAGCCAAUCCGAGCCACCCUAUCCUAGCCAUCACCCUAUGUCGCUAGGGAACGCCGCACUAAAGCUGCGGAGCACUGCCAGUUAAUUGCAACAUGCCAGAGCCAUGGCGCUCCUGCUUCGACCUUGGAUCUUGGACCUUGGACCGCACCUUGGACGCCUCUAAUUCGGACUUCUGCACCACGACCUUUUUCAUUCGUGGGAUCACCAAUCGGUUUCGCACCAAUCUUUCGCCUUUUGCAUAAUUGGGCUUUCAUCCGGAUUUGUACCCGGGUCCCUUCUGCCGUAAGGACGAUUCAAAUCGCUAAACUAGUUAGCGAUCCGGUGAUGGGGGGCAAAUCCUACACCAAAUGGCUGGGACGGCAAGCUCCAGAGCUGCAGCAGCUGGGCGCAGGCCUGCGACCCCUAAUCCCGCCGUGGCAUCGGUACGCCCACAGCCUCGCCUGUCAGAAGGCAUUUGGUCACGCCAGCGUAGGUGGUGUGGGGCAGGGCACUGGGGAGCCGGCUGAGAUCUUCAACAGCGUCAUUGGGCCGCAUGGCGGGGUCACCCAGUACAUGAGUCCGGCGAAUAGGGAGGCGCAUCUGGAGCGUGUGUGCCGCCUGUACUGCCGGGACGUUUUGGAGGACAUGCCGAUGCGGCUCUGGCGCAUGCGUGAGCGUGCGAAGGCGGUCCUGUCCAGUGCGCGGCAGCGCGUUGACGACCUGGAGGCAGCCCUUACAAAGGAGAUGAGCUGCGAGGUCGAGGAGGCGCAGGCACAGCCGCAGCCGCAGCCGCAGCCGCAAGCGCGGGCACCGGCGUAGGGUUUGUCCGCUGUGACGUUUUGGGAGUAGCUCGCAAGCCGUUUCCAACGUUCUGGCAGUGGACCAGCCUACAGAGCUAUGUACGGCGGGCGUCUGUGUUUUGACAUGCGGAUUGGAGGGGGGCAGUAACACGCCCACACACGUGACACAGUCCAAAGCCCAAACUGUCCCAAGUGCCGUGUCUGGCAUAAUGUUGAAAGCCGCUUUCACGUAUGGAAGGGUAUGCCGGCGCCGCUGCGUAACCACCGCGCAAGGGAGCAAGUCACACGGGGGGGGAAGCUACGCCCUCCCCACAUUAUUGAUGUGCUUUGAAAGAACGCAACACGUACAAGCGAACAUGACGUUGUAGAGCCGAGGCCAGUGAGCUAGCACAAGCAAAAAGAAAAGCGUGAGCAUGAGCAGCGACCGCAACUGCUACGUUACCUUUUGACGAGAUAACAGCACGCCAAGCUGCACCACUCCGGCGUCCUAAAGCUCUCAGCUGGUGUAUACGGCUGUCAGAGGCUGGGCUGGCGUAGACUGGCCGCAGACUACCAAGCGAAGGCUGCGAUGCGUUGUGAUGACGCGAACCCCAAGAGACCCACCUGGAACACAGCCAGGCAUCCGCGGUGAGCCAGGAGUAGUACGUACAUGCGAGGACAGGAGGAAAGAGAACGGCAGAAAGGUUGUCAAAACGUUGAGGCUGGCGCAGGAAACAAACCAGGGUGGCUGCCUAGCUGCGGCCGGGCUGACGCGAAGGCUGACUGGCUGCUGUAUAUGGUGAGCUGAGACUGGUAUGAAAGGCUGGUGCCGGCCAGGCGAGUUGGGCAUGAUGCGCCGCUGCAUGGGGACAUGACGCGCUGUAGGCCAUGGGGUAACUGACGAGUGCGGACUGGUGUACGGUUCCACACACCCGUCCAGGAACCGGCCCACGCACGGUGCAGCGGGGCCGGCCGGGUGGAGGAACCGGGCUGGCAGCUGGGCUGGACGUCGCGACGUUGAGCUCGACACGAAUCUGGGCCCCAGAGGGGGUUGGGGCGUGCUGGGGCGCUGCGGGCGUGCCGACGACGUCGGCGUGUCCCAAAACACCGAAGUCCACUUGAAAGCCAGAAGAGAUAAAUGCUGACAAAGAUAAAGCCAGUAACGUUCCCUAAAUAG
Molecule: messenger RNA, 1970 nt
Organism: Chlamydomonas reinhardtii
Lineage: Eukaryota; Viridiplantae; Chlorophyta; Chlorophyceae; Chlamydomonadales; Chlamydomonadaceae
Exons: 3
Coding region: 360-833 (157 amino acids)
Source: RefSeq, a predicted model, not a curated record